This is a messenger RNA of Phasianus colchicus (ring-necked pheasant), 6234 nucleotides long. The record is from RefSeq and is a predicted model, not a curated record. NCBI's taxonomy places the organism in Eukaryota, Metazoa, Chordata, Aves, Galliformes, Phasianidae.
AAUAAAUUUCCAGGAAAGAGCCAAAUUAUGUUUUAGUGAAACAAAUAAUAUAAAGACCCUUAUGUAGAUGGAGAUAAGAGAACAGUGCUUAAGUUCGCAGUUUAAUGAUUUCUGAUUAAUCUUUCUUAGUAAUUGUGGGUAUGAGAGUAUGUGUAAGAUGCUAUUCCUUUUCUUUGUCCCAAUGGAGAACGAAAUAACCAGUCAUGCUUUUUUUAGUCUUGCAAAUUUUAGAAGUUCCAAAUCUUUACGUAUGAUGGAAGAAGACGUUACAGUUUUAAGGCAGCUGCUUAGCAACACAGCUUUGCUGUUUCGCAGUUGGGCAGCCCUUCCCACACACUGCAGUGGGACGUACGUCAUUUCAUGGUGACUUGCCUUCCAACUUUUCCUUUGAGUUAGUCUUAGAUCACAGAGAAAAUGAAACAAUAGCAGUUGGAAAGUAGAACAGGAACCUUUGGUGUCUUAACUGAUUUUUUUUUUUUUUUUUAAAUCAUAAGAUGAUUAAUGCUUUAAUAUCCUUCUGCAAUAAGCACGUUCCAGAAGUUCUGGCUAAGAAAGCUUGGGUGAAGCCCAAGAGUUAAUUCAAACCACUUGGGGAAGCCCCCCUGAAGAUCCCACUCAGUUGGUCCCAGCAUUUGAUGUAUAGCUUCUAUAUAAAUGUGUGCAUGCACGUAUUUCCAAUUGUUCUGCUGCUGCCCAAACUCAAAAACAUUUUCAAUAGCAGGAAGGGUUGCAUUUGGUAUGAGUGGGUGCUGGAGAAGAUAAGCAAUGAAAGCAGAGAUUGAUCAGGCUUCUGUAUCUCAACAGAGAUGCAAGAAUCAAAGUAAGUAGCCCAGGAAUGCUAAUUUCAAGAUUGAAGUCACCUAAUCACUUUACUUAGUGGCAACUGUCUGUGGCAAAUCUUUGCUGCACUUGAAGCUUUGUUGCAAGUUACCAAUGCCUGUCUCUUGAUAGAUGUCAGUGAAGCACAGAUAAGGUGAUAAAAAAGACUCUUUGUGGUUUUCAGUGUACUAUCAUGGGAUCUAAGAUAAAUGGAAGAAAAAAAUUUCAGCAGGGCCAUAACAGACUAAUACUAGCUUUUUCUUUUCAGUUAUGUAACAGUGAAGUAAAGCAAUCUUACAAGCAUUUUCCAUUUUAUACAUUCUGUUAUCAGCUUUUCUAUUUGAAGCUGAGGAUUUCAAAGUGAUUUAGAAGGCUGAAUUGCCAGUUGUUCAUACAGUGCUGUAUUAUUUGAAACAAUAACUGAAUAAUAAACCAUCACAGAUCCUCUAAGUUAGGGAUAAGUGACGUAUAAUUAAGUAUGAUGAUAUUUUUCUUUUGGAUUCACUUGUACUGGGGGUAAACCAGCUUUGUAAGCGAGUGACAUAGAAUUUAGUUUUGUAACUUGGAAGUUGAGGUCCAUCAGUGCUGUAAGCUCAGCCUUUUAGAAGGUGAUGAAGGAAGGGUACCUGACAAAAUUCACUUAACCAACCAUGGUAGAUAUCUUUCUUUAUUAUAGUGAUCUGCAUACAGAUAACAACAUUUUUCAUCAUACUCUCAGAAACGGACCACAUUUGUCCAGCUUUUAUAUUAUGUAAUUCAUGGCCGAGGCGUUACUGUGUUCCUAGGCAUUCCUAGGUAAAGUUAGCAGAUGCUGAUUUCUACAAAACAGACAUAGAAUAAAAUAAGGAAAAAACCUCUCUCAUAGGGAAUGUUGUCUAAUGUUUCCUUUCGAUACUGUUGUCAGUGCAAUUGGAAUGAGUUUUUGAAAAGAAAAAAGCAUGGGUUUCUAUGAUGUAACCAAGUGUAAGUGUAGUUUUCUGUGCACGUGAAAAAGCAAUUUAGUACAAGGUUUUGUGUCCAAAUAGGUAGAAAUGAUUUAUCUGAGUAGAAUAUCCUUGCAAAAGAGAUCAGGUAGCGUUGCAGAGCCACGUUAGCAGGAAUGUAUUUCUUACAAUGAUACCAUACCAAAAAUCUUACUACUCUCUUGUUUGGUAAACCUCUUGUGUGAUGAAUCACCAAUUUUAGGAACUGGCAUUAAUUUUCUUUGUUACUCUUGGUUGAGACAAAUGAUACUGCUGUGGGAGAGAGAUCUUAAGAAUACCAAGUACUUCUAAGUUGCUAUCACUGAAACUUAAUGAAGGUGGGGAAAGCCUGUGAUUGGAAAAUGGGUAAGUGAAAUGACUAGUUUAAAAAUUAACUUUCAAGUGUCUUAGAGUUUAUGAACGAGAAGAACUAAUAAAAUAAGCUCCAUUUAUAUUUCUGCUGGAAAAAAAGCUGGAUAUUCUUUACCAAUAGUUAGCUAUAUUUAAGGAUACAAAAAGCAUUUGGAGUUCCUGAGGAAGCAAUCUCACUUAUUGAGGUCUGAGGUUGGUUCUGACAUUGUUAGCCAGAAAGGGGCUAGUAAUGUCCUAGAGAUGUGGGACUUCCUCUUUGACCUGUUUGUCCAGUAUCAUAAAAGCACACUGCACAACUGAAUUAGCUUUGUAUCAAAUAACAUGGGUGGUAGUAUUCGCUUUUUACAUGUCUGAGGCUGAAUAUAUAUCUAGAAAACCAUAAGGUGCUGGCUGUUACAGUUGUUUUGCUAAAUCCUUGUAUUUCCACAUGAAGUCAUCUUCUGAUAUCAGUACACAAGACCUGGAUCUGAAGAUGUUAGUGUAGCAAUCCUUUCUAUACUGCGUGAGGUUUUGUGGUGUUUUCUUAGCAUGUCUUGUAUUUUCUGUAGAAAGAUUGAGCAGCACCAGGGUGUUAAUUAGAGUUUUUGCAAUGUGUUGAUUAAAUGUUAGAAGUAUGUGUUGAGUAGAUCCAGUGAAACCGGUUUUUGAAGUAAAAUACAAACACUCUUGCAUUCAGACUUCCUCCAUAAACAAAUGAUUGUGAUUCAUCUUGCAGCACUUCAUGAACUGUGUGCUUCUUUCCUGGUUAGCUGUCUGCUCUAUGAAAACCGGGUUUGCAGACUGCAUUUCAUAUAUUCAACAGGCACUAAAAUGAUAGCAAAAAUAGUUUUCUAUUUUAGUUUCUUCUUUGAAGAUCCUCGUAAGUUGAUAUGGAAUUUCUCAAGAGUGAACGAUUUGUUAAACACCAGGGUGGAGUUGAUAAAACUGUACCAGACUGAGGCAGAAAUACAUAUUUUCAUAUGUGGCACCUGCAUUCUCUACUUGAUGGCAAUCUGAAUGUUUACAUACUGCCAAAGCAAUUGAGGCAUUGUGGGAGCUGCUGCUGUUCUUGCUUUGACAAGAAUGGUGUGACUCGGAGCCUGCAUUUAGUCAUGGGGUAAGCAUGCAAGUGCAGAGCAUGCCUUGUGCAGCUCCUGCUGUUUUGUUGUCCUUGGAGGAAUGUAUUCUAACUUCCUUCUCUUCUCUGCAAUACUGACAGUCGGUAAGAAGUACUUCCAAUGGCCAUUUAGUUUUCUGUAUUAACAUUUCACUUUCUUCAUUUGAGCUGCUCAGAUGUUUUAAGAUUUUUGGUAGGUUCAUACAGAUCAUCCACAAGAACUGUUGUACAUUGUCAUGUUUCCUACGAGAAGCUCAGAGGGCCCCGUAUAGAAGUUCAUUGUUGUGACAAGUGUUGUACAGAUGGUAGUCCCAGCAGGAAGGACAGUCAGGAUUUGAGGAAGGGGAGCAUGCUGCCAUCUUCCACUGACAGUGCCAUCUUACUGCAGCAGAGACAGGACAUGCCAUGCAGCCUGUAGGACCAUUCCUGCCGCCCUUGGCCAGGAGAGGUCCCUCAGGGUGUGAGGGAGCAGGCCUUAGCUCAUCAGUUCUGCAAAGAAUGGAGCUAAGUUGUGCUCUUGCCAUGUGAUAUGGCUGGCACGGUGGUCUACAAACUCUUCCUGCAUUUCAUUAAACUCUCUAUAUAUGAAUUUGAUACUCUUAACAGCUGGAUGAGGUCUCUUGCAUAGUAAUAGUAUUGUUGUAAAGCAUCUGCCAGAUGUAGGGGCUUAUUGCCCCCAGACACCAGUCUGUACAGCUGCUAAUAUCAGCUUUCUGCUCUCUUUCUGUCCAUGUCACUACUUUUCUUCUUGCUUCUUCAAAUGUUUUCCACCUCUGCAGACUCAGCUUUCUAAAGGUCUGUCCUAGUGCCCAUGGACCCAUUCCUACAUUAUUUAUUAAGAUUUCUCCUACCUUAACAUUAUCGGAUUUAAGCAACAAUUAGUUUGUCCACUUUCCCAAAUUUCUGGGUUUACUUCUGUGCAUCCGUAGAAGCCUUCUGUAAGCUGAUCAGAAAAGUCACUGCUUCUGGAAUGAUCCUAAAGAAUCUGGAAAUGCUGAGCAAACUCUGGGACUCACUGAGAUGGGUGCUUAUUAGAGGUUUCAUGUUAAAACGCUGACAGGCAAGAACUGCUGCUUUGCACCUGUUGUGUUGUUCGUGCUGCUUCAUCUGCAGCUGCCUCCUCUGUCCCGCCCAGUUCCUCUUAGCAAAGUUUGCAUCUUCUGGGGAGCUGAGGUUUUGGAGGACAAAUCUACAAACUGCUUCAAAUGGCAGAUUGUCUUCUAAGGUGUACCAUGCCCAUCAGGGCUUUGGUAUGUUACUGCCGUACAUUUGUGAAUAGCAAACUAAAUAGAUUUUAAUACUGUGGGGAAUUUAGGAUUAUCUCUUGGUGUCAGUACUGGAAGAACCAUUUACAGUUGUACCUUCAAAGAAGAGAGUGCUUUGCAUUGAUGAGUGAUGGUUUCUUUAAUAGUGUUCUUCAGACUACAGGGCUUAAGCAAAAAGCAUUUCAGUAGCAUUUAAUACUUAAAAGUGUAGCUGGUCUCCAGAUCCUACCUAUAUUAACCUUAAAUUUUCUCACUGUUUCUGGCAUUGCUUGUGCUUCAGAAGAGAGAUUGCUUGUGCUGGCACAAAACUAUGAUAUGUUUCAUAGAUUUAUUUUGAACCUGCUUGCUGUCAACCUUGCUCAUACAAAUGUUCCACCUGAGACAGUACUGCUAACAAACAUUAACUUUUUUAUUAACACUUUAAAAAGCUGCCAGAUGUUUUGGUGAGUGAAACAUGUACAUGUGAAAAUCACAGUCUGUACCCUUAGUGACAUUCUAAAUAGAGCAGGAGGCAAACCAGAAGGAAGGGGGAUCAGGACAAAUGUGUUAAGAAAUCAAGAUGGAGUGACUGUGUUUUUUAGGGUUACAUUUGUGGUUGGUUUUUGUUUUGUGGUUUUUGUUUCUUUUACACAUAUGUAGUAUUGACCUGAUGCGUGCUUUUGUUUAGAACCAGUUCAGUGUCUUCUGAGCCUAUCCAGGCAAAAGGAAUUUCACAUAGUCCUUCUUUUGAGGAAAACAUAACAGAAAAGGAACAACACAGGUGUACAGCAGAUCUCAAGCUAAAUGUCAGAUAGGGGGCUGACACGAGACUAAGGUGACUUUGAUGAGUUUGUGAUGACGAACAAUGAUGUUGUACUCAAAAAUAUCGCUGAAGAUUUGCGGAAUCAUUUACCCAUUGAGGCAAUAUUUAAUUCGGAACAUCUAGCUAUCCAGAAAAUACAUCAACAUCCACUGCCCAUGGUUCAUGUUGAUGCGUUCCUUUAUGAUGAUGACUUUGUUGAUACAAUGUGUGAGGAGGGGAGAAUGAGUAGGAACUACUGCACAGAGUGUGGCUCAUACAAGACUGCAUCUUUAGAGUUUAUUUCGCAUUCCUUUUCCCUCAUGGAACUGAAGUUUCUUUAUCAACAUGUACUGCCUGACCUGACAGGAAAGGUAGUGGUUGACGUUGGCUCCAGGCUUGGUGCAGUGCUAUUUGCGGGUUAUCUUUAUAGCUCAGCAUCCCAACUGUAUGGAGUAGAAAUGAAUGCAGACUUUUGCCAGUUGCAAGAAAUGACAAUUACAAAAUACCAGUUCAUUGACAGAAUAAAGGUGGUUCACGCAGACAUCUGUACUCAGGCUUCACUUCUUCAGAAGGCUGAUGUUGUUAUAAUGAAUAAUGUCUUUGAAUAUUUUCUUGACAGACUGGAACAGGCCAAAGCUUGGGAGUUUAUUGCUUGUAAUGUAAAGAAAAGAGGGUCCUUGUUAGUUACAGUUCCAAGCCUUAAAGAAUCACUCUCAAAGCUCCAGACGGAUAUACAGCUCAGCCAAUGGGUAGAAGAGGUGCAGCUAAACUAUGAUGUAUAUGUGGAAAAGGAUGUUGACAGAGAAGCACUUGAACAAAUACAUUUAUACAGAAUUCUGUAGUACCUGGAAAAACUUAUUAAUAUCCUUGCAAUAUCGUAUAUUUUGAGUCCAAAAUGAAUUCUGAUUUAUAUCUAUGAAUAAAUUGAGUAAAAUUUGU